AAAGUACAAUAAAUUGAAUAUUCGGCCAAACGCGGUCUUAUAGUCCAAAACCCCUAAAGAAACCCUUAAUUCCCCUUUGCACUCUCUUUCGCGCUCCCCGAUUCCAAAUCCUAGGGUUUCUCAGAAACCCCAUCUCCCUUCUUCACUUCACUUCUUCGGAGCUCACCAAUUCUUCAAUCACCAUGUACUUGUACAGCCUAACUCUUCAAAAAGCCACCGGAAUCAUUUGCGCCAUCAACGGCAACUUCUCCGGCGGUAAAUCUCAAGAAAUAGUUGUCGCGCGUGGCAAAGUCCUCGAUCUACUCCGCCCCGACGAAAAUGGUAAGCUCCAAUCCCUUCUAUCUGUUGAAAUCUUCGGCGCUAUUCGCUCCUUAGCUCAAUUUCGCCUCACCGGCGCGCAGAAAGACUACAUCGUUGUCGGCUCAGAUUCCGGGCGCAUUGUUAUCCUCGAAUACAAUAAGGAAAAGAACACCUUCGAAAAAAUUCACCAGGAAACUUUUGGUAAAUCUGGGUGCCGGCGGAUUGUCCCUGGUCAAUACUUGGCCGUUGACCCCAAGGGUAGGGCUGUAAUGAUUGGUGCUUGCGAGAAGCAGAAGCUCGUUUAUGUUCUGAACAGGGAUACUUCGGCUAGGUUGACUAUUUCGUCGCCUCUUGAGGCACAUAAGAGCCACACUAUAGUUUAUUCGAUUUGUGGGGUUGAUUGUGGGUUCGACAACCCUAUAUUUGCAGCAAUUGAAUUGGAUUAUUCCGAGGCUGACCAGGAUCCCACUGGACAGGCAGCCAACGAGGCGCAGAAGCUAUUGACCUUUUAUGAAUUGGAUUUGGGUCUUAACCAUGUUUCGAGGAAAUGGUCCGAGCAGGUUGAUAAUGGUGCUAAUUUGCUUGUGACUGUGCCUGGUGGUGGAGAUGGACCGAGUGGUGUGCUCGUUUGUGCGGAAAAUUUUGUUAUAUAUAAGAAUCAAGGGCAUCCAGAUGUAAGAGCGGUUAUUCCGAGACGAGAGGACCUGCCAGCUGAGCGUGGGGUGUUGAUUGUCUCUGCUGCCAUGCAUAAGCAGAAAACCAUGUUUUUCUUUCUUCUGCAAACUGAGUAUGGUGAUAUUUUUAGAGUGACGUUGGACCACGAUAAUGAUAGAGUGAAAGAGUUGAAGAUCAAGUAUUUUGAUACUAUUCCUGUGACUUCUUCGCUAUGUGUGCUGAAGUCGGGGUUCCUUUUUGCCGCGUCAGAGUUUGGGAACCAUGCCUUGUAUCAGUUUCAGGCUAUAGGAGAUGAUCCAGAUGUAGAGGCCUCGUCGGCUACACUGAUGGAAACCGAAGAAGGUUUUCAACCUGUUUUUUUCCAGCCGAGGAAACUGAAGAAUCUAGUCAGGAUUGACCAGGUUGAGAGCUUGAUGUCGAUGAUGGAUAUGAAAGUUUCAAACCUCUUUGAAGAAGAAACCCCUCAGAUAUUUACACUUUGCGGACGUGGUCCUCGGUCAUCUCUCCGGAUAUUGAGGCCAGGUUUAGCUAUCAGUGAAAUGGCAGUGUCACAGUUACCUGGUGUUCCAAGUGCUGUCUGGACAGUGAAAAAGAAUGUCAACGAUGAAUUUGAUGCUUAUAUUGUCGUUUCUUUCGCAAAUGCCACUCUUGUGCUUUCCAUCGGUGAGACUGUUGAAGAAGUUAGUGAUAGUGGAUUUCUCGACACAACACCUUCCCUCUCCGUGUCUUUGAUUGGGGAUGACUCUCUAAUGCAAGUCCAUCCAAGCGGGAUUAGACAUAUCAGAGAAGACGGGCGUAUUAACGAGUGGAGAACUCCUGGGAAGAGAACGAUUGUUAAGGUUGGGUCUAAUAGACUUCAGGUUGUCAUUGCUCUGAGUGGUGGGGAGCUUAUAUAUUUUGAAGUUGAUAUGACUGGGCAGCUGAUGGAGGUUGAGAAGCAUGAAAUGUCAGGAGAUGUUGCCUGUUUGGAUAUUGCCCCUGUCCCUGAAGGAAGACAGAGAUCACGGUUCCUUGCCGUUGGAUCUUACGACAAUACUAUCCGCAUCUUAUCUUUGGAUCCUGAUGAUUGUAUGCAGAUUCUUAGCCUGCAAAGUGUUUCUUCUCCUCCUGAGUCUCUCCUCUUUCUUGAAGUCCAGGCUUCUAUUGGAGGGGAGGAUGGAGCAGAUCACCCUGCCAGCCUCUUUCUUAAUGCUGGUCUACAAAAUGGUGUCUUAUUCAGGACAGUAGUGGAUAUGGUGACUGGUCAGCUUUCAGAUGCCCGCUCUCGGUUCUUAGGACUCAGAGCACCGAAGCUCUUCUCUAUUGCUGUGAGAGGGCGAAGGGCUAUGCUUUGCUUGUCCAGUAGACCUUGGCUCGGUUAUAUACACCAAGGACACUUCCUCCUGACACCUCUGUCGUACGAGACUCUUGAAUUUGCUGCUUCAUUUUCAUCAGAUCAGUGUGCAGAAGGUGUUGUUGCUGUUGCUGGUGAUGCUUUAAGGGUUUUCACCAUUGAGAGACUGGGAGAAUCGUUUAACGAAACUGCUAUACCUUUGAGGUAUACCCCGAGAAAGUUUGUACUUCACCCCAAACGCAAGCUGUUGGUAACAAUUGAGAGUGACCAGGGAGCAUUUACUGCAGAAGAGCGUGAAGCUGCGAAAAAAGAAUCAUUUGAAGCGGCUGGAAUGGGAGAAAAUGGGAACGCAAAUCAGAUAGAGAAUGGUGACGAUGAGGAUAACAGUGAUCCACUUUCCGAUGAACAGUAUGGUUAUCCAAAGGCAGAGUCUGGAAAGUGGGUUUCUUGCAUCAGAGUUCUGGAUCCAAGGACAGCACAAACGACCUGUCUACUGGAGCUUCAGGACAAUGAAGCUGCCUUCAGCAUGUGCACUGUAAAUUUCCAUGAUAAGGAGUAUGGAACUCUUUUAGCAGUUGGUACAGCAAAGGGCCUGCAGUUUUGGCCCAAAAGAUCCUUUGAAGCUGGAUUUAUCCAUAUAUAUAGGUUUAAGGAAGAUGGAAAGGUCCUUGAACUUCUGCACAAGACUCAAGUGGAAGGUGUUCCUCUUGCGUUGUGCCAAUUCCAAGGGAGAUUGCUAGCUGGGAUAGGACCAAUACUCAGAUUGUAUGAUUUGGGGAAAAGGAGGUUGCUGAGGAAGUGUGAGAAUAAGCUGUUUCCGAACUCUAUCACCUCUAUCCACACUUACCGUGAUCGAAUCUUUGUUGGUGAUAUGCAAGAGUCGUUCCACUACUGCAAGUACAGACGUGAUGAAAACCAGCUGUACAUAUUUGCUGAUGACACUGUUCCAAGAUGGCUCACUGCAGCACACCACAUAGACUUUGACACAAUGGCAGGCACAGACAAAUUCGGAAACGUUUUCUUCGUACGGUUACCACAGGAUGUGUCAGACGAGAUCGAAGAAGAUCCAACUGGUGGUAAGAUUAAAUGGGAGCAAGGGAAGUUAAAUGGGGCUCCAAACAAAGUAGAGGAGAUAGUCCAAUUCCACGUCGGUGAUGUUGUCAGUUGCUUGUAUAAGGCAACUCUGAUUCCAGGCGGUGGAGAGUGCAUUUUAUACGGAACGGUAAUGGGCAGUUUGGGCGCCUUUCUUCCAUUCGCUUCGCGUGAUGAUGUUGACUUUUUCUCCCAUUUGGAGAUGCACAUGAGGCAGGAGCAUCCACCUUUAUGUGGCAGAGAUCACAUGGCCUACAGAUCUUCCUAUUUCCCUGUGAAGGAUGUGAUUGAUGGAGAUUUGUGUGAGCAGUUCCCAACUUUGCCAAUGGAUAUGCAACGUAAAAUUGCCGAUGAGCUGGAUAGAACUCCUGGGGAGAUUUUGAAGAAACUGGAAGAAAUAAGGAAUAAAAUAAUUUGAGGUAAUGCUCUUGGCAAUGGAAAAAGUCUUCCGAACCAUUGAAUUUGAAUUAUCUGUGACUUUUUAAAUUAGUGUUUUGUCUUCUAAUUAUUUGGUUAAAGAUUUAUGUAUCGUUCCUUUGGUGUAAUAGUUCACUGUUUUCCGUGUAUCAAGUUUCGGCAUGACAUUUAGUUGCUAUAUCAUUUUGAUACAGGUUAUUACUCGUGUGCUUCUUCUGUUCAUUGAUUUGAAAUAUGACAGACAUGGCGAAAGUGUUAUAGCCGGAUUGUGCCAUAUGUUUCAUAGAAAACCGGUCUCCAAACGCAAGCGUGGCAUGGAAGAGACAAUGUAAGAAAACAGGGAAGUGGAUGUUGUAGCUCCAACUUGCUUAGCAACGGAUUAAUAUAUAUUAUGCCUUUUUCUUUUCUUUUUUUUCUCUUCUUUUUUGCGUGUGUAAUUUAAGGUAGUGUAAUUGCGCUCUCAGUUGACUAGUCAACCAUAGACUAAUAUAUUUAUUUUGAACUUA
Messenger RNA from Erythranthe guttata (spotted monkey flower), 4323 nucleotides. NCBI's taxonomy places the organism in Eukaryota, Viridiplantae, Streptophyta, Magnoliopsida, Lamiales, Phrymaceae. The record is from RefSeq and is a predicted model, not a curated record.